UGUAAGCAUAAGCACCACAAACUUUAGAAGUGGAAAUAACUGGGAAGCUAUGGAGUGAUUGAAAAUUAUGUUAAGCCCAAGAAAGGGGUUAGAACUUAGAACCUUAAUAAUGCUUUCAUUUCAUGAGCUAAUAAACCACACAAGAAUCUAUACUACACUCUAACAUGGGUUUUUCUUUGAUUGGUGUUUUAUUCAUGUUCUGCUUCAAUGUAGAGUUAGCACUAGGCUCUGAUACAUGUCAAGGUUUGUCAUGUGGAUAUCAAGAAAUCCGGUUCCCUUUCAGAAUCAAAGGCCGGCAGCCGCGAAACUGCGGCUACCCGGGCUUUGAUCUGGUUUGCACAGACAGUAAUGAGACUCUCAUUGAGCUCCAUGAUUCACUGAAUUUCAGUGUCAACAAGAUUGACUAUAGAAAGCAAACAAUUGAUUUAUCAUAUCCUCAUAAUGGUUGCUUUCCUAGGCUUCUUCAUAGCCUCAAACUUUCAGCUUCACCUUUCAACUUCAACAUGAAGGUUGAUCAUAACUAUGGUGACUAUUAUUUCUUUAACUGUUCAGCACUUGAAAGAGAUUACAUGGAACUUUUCUUGAUUCAAUGCCUAAGCACCUCGGCUAGUAGCAUAUAUGCAGUUCCAUCUUGGUCGGAAAUCGAGGACUUGCCGCUUUCAUUCUGCACGAAAAUGUUCAAUGUUUCAUUAGUCCCGAGAAUAUUCGUUGAUGAGGAUGCUCCUCUUCAUUUGAAAUGGUCUGAACCAGACUGUGGACAUUGUGAAUCAAAAGGGAACAGGUGUAGUUGGAAUAGUACAAAGAAUGAAUUCAGUUGUUUAGACAACCAUAAAGGACCAUCAACAGCUCUGGUUACAACAGGAUCAGUACUGGGAUCAUUUUUCCUUAUCCUGCUAACCGGUGCGAUUUACUACAUCUAUGAUACUUGCAUAAUACAAAAAGAAAAAGAAGCAAUUAUUGAAAAAUUUCUUGAAGACUACAGAGCUCAAAAGCCAACCAGGUACUCUUAUUCUGAAAUCAAGAGAAUUACCAAUAACUUCGGCGACAAGCUAGGAGAGGGAGCCUAUGGAACUGUCUUCAAAGGAAGCAUCUCAAAAGAAUUUACUGUUGCUGUGAAAAUGCUGAAUAAUUCCCAGGGAAAUGGGGAAGAGUUUGUCAAUGAAGUUGGUAUAAUUGGUAAAAUCCACCAUGUCAACAUUGUCCGGUUGGUUGGUUUUUGUGCUGAUGGGUUCAGAAGAGCUCUUAUCUAUGAGUUCUUGCCGAAUUCUUCGCUGCAGAAGUUCAUAAAUUCGCCGGACAACAAGAAAAACUUUUUGGGCUGGAAGAAGUUGCAAGAAAUUGCUUUAGGUGUAGCUAAAGGUAUUGAGUACCUUCACCAAGGUUGUGAUCAACGCAUUCUCCAUUUUGAUAUCAAACCUCAAAAUGUGUUGCUAGAUCACAACUUUACUCCAAAAAUUUGUGAUUUCGGUCUAGCUAAAUUAUGUUCCAAGGAUCAAAGUGUAGUGUCAAUGACAGCAGCUAGAGGAACUUUGGGGUACAUUGCGCCCGAAGUUUUCUCAAGAAACUUUGGAAAUGUAUCUUACAAGUCUGAUGUUUAUAGCUACGGAAUGAUGCUACUUGAAACAAUUGGAGGGAAGAAGAUCACAGAGGAUGUAGAAGAAAACAGCAGCCAUAUUUACUAUCCUGAAUGGAUUCAUAAUCUUUUGGAAGAGAAGGAAGAAAUGAGAAUUCAUAUUGAAGAUGAAGGGGAUGCUAAAGUUGCUAAGCAGCUAGCAACAGUGGGACUUUGGUGCAUCCAAUGGCAUGCAGUGGAUCGACCAUCAAUGCAGACAGUGCUUCAAAUGUUGGAGGGAGACCAAGACACAUUACCAAUACCUCCUAAUCCUUUUGCUUCCACAGGGCCUUCAAGAAAAUAUGCUAAAAUUGGUGUGGCUGCAAGACAGAUUAUCCAAGAUUUAGAAGUGAUCCAAGAAUUAGACUGAUUUCUUACUUGGAGUUGUCUGAAAAGUUUGUAUUUUCUUUUUAAGUUGCCGAAUAAAAAUCAUUUGAUAUAAUCCAAA
Molecule: messenger RNA, 2060 nt
Organism: Arachis ipaensis
Lineage: Eukaryota; Viridiplantae; Streptophyta; Magnoliopsida; Fabales; Fabaceae
Product: rust resistance kinase Lr10
Biological process (GO): protein phosphorylation
Molecular function (GO): ATP binding; polysaccharide binding; protein kinase activity
Source: RefSeq, a predicted model, not a curated record